AUGGAUCUGAAAUUCAUUUCUACUUUUCUCUGCUUUGUCCUACUUCAUUCAUCAAAAACAUUUGGUGACCAUUUCACUAAUCAAAGUGAUUUAGAAACUUAUAUAGUACAUCUUGAAUUUCCUGAUCAACUUUUCUCAAAUUCCAAAGAUUUACUUCUCUGGCAUCAAUCAUUUUUGCCUACAAAUUCGAAUCACUCAUCACGCAUUCUAUAUUCUUAUCGUCAUGUGUUCAAUGGUUUUGCUGCUACGUUGUCAUCAGAUGAAGUGAGAGAAAUGGAAAAGAAGCCCGGUUUUGUGUCAGCGCGUCCCCAAAGACUAUUUCAGUUGCUCACCACACACACACCAAGUUUCCUUGGCUUGCACCAGAAUGUUGGUUUGUGGAAUGCAUCAAAUUCAGGUAAAGGUGUGAUUAUUGGUAUAUUAGAUACUGGAAUUGCUCCUCAACAUCCUUCAUUUAAUGAUAAUGGAAUGCCUAAUCCACCACUUAAAUGGAAAGGCAAAUGUGAGUUCAAUGUUACAACUUAUUGUAACAAGAAGCUUAUUGGAGCAAGAAAUUAUGUGCAACCGGAUAGGUUUCCUUUGGACUUAGCUGGACAUGGGACACAUACUUCAAGCACAGCCGCGGGGAACUUUGUGGAUGGUGCCAAUUUUUUUGGUAAUGCUAAUGGCACGGCUGUUGGCAUUGCGCCCCGAGCUCAUGUGGCCAUGUACAAAGUCUGUUUUGCAAUUUUUUGUCUAGAAUACAAGAUUUUAGCUGGUCUUGAUGCUGCAAUUGAAGACGGUGUGGAUGUGAUUUCCCUUUCACUUGGAUUCGGACACUCUCGGUCACCUUUAUAUAAUGAUACUAUAGCUAUUGGCGCAUAUAGCGCGAUGGAGAAGGGGAUUUUUGUAAGUUGCUCUGCAGGAAAUGAUGGACCGGGUAGUGGUACUGUGCAAAACGGGGCCCCGUGGAUUCUCACAGUUGGUGCUAGCACAACAGAUAGAAAGAUAAGGGCGGUUGCAGUUUUGGGUAACGGAGCUGAGUAUGAAGGCGAAUCAGCUUUCCAACCAACGAAUUUUUCGCAAAAAUUAUUACCACUUGUGAAUGGCAAGUACUGUGAUUUGUUGCAUUCGAUCGAUGUCAAGGGUAAAAUAGUGUUGUGUGAUACAAAACGUGGCUUGUAUAGAGAACAAAUAGCAAGAACAGUGAAAAGUGCUGGUGGUGCUGGCAUGAUUCUCAUGAAUAAUAAGGAAGGUGGCUCUACAACAUUGGCAGUAUAUGAUGUCUUUUCCAUGACACAGGUUAGUUACAAGGAUGGACAAGAGAUCAUAAACUAUAUGAAAUCAACAUCAACACCAGUUGCAACAAUAUCAUACAAGGGAACAAAGAUUGGAGACAAGCACGCGCCAACGGUUGCUUACUUUUCUUCUAGGGGACCAUGUCUGCAGAGUCAGGGCAUACUAAAGCCGGACAUUAUUGGCCCUGGAGUGAAUAUCCUUGCAGCUUGGCCAACCCAAAUAGAGGGUGAGACAACAUCUGCAUCUUCAUCUUCAUCAUUGACGUUUAACAUCCUUUCUGGAACGUCGAUGUCUUGCCCUCACCUUGCAGGAGUUGCAGCAUUGUUAAAGAGUGCACAUCCAGAUUGGUCUCCAGCUGCAAUUAAAUCCGCAAUCAUGACCACAGCUGAUCUUGUUAACCUUGGAAACGAUCCAAUUCAGGACGAGACACUAGAACCUGCUGAUCUACUUGCAAUCGGAUCAGGGCAUGUGAAUCCAUCAAGAGCAAAUGAUCCAGGGCUCAUUUAUGACAUCCAGCCCGAAGAUUAUAUCCCAUACUUAUGUGGCUUGAACUAUACUGAUGAUCAAGUCAGUGUCAUUGUGAAAAAGAAGGUACAUUGUACAUCAAGCAUACCUCAAUCAGAGUUGAACUACCCAUCAUUUUCAAUUCCUAAGGAAUCAAGUGCUCAAACUUAUACAAGGACUGUGACUAACGUCGGAGAAGCAAUUUCAGCUUACACAGUUAAAGUAUCUGGGCUCAAAGGUGUCGAGGUGACUGUUAAUCCUAAAAUCUUGAAAUUUACUGUGUUGAAUCAGAAGGCAUCGUAUAAUGUAACAGUUAAGGCAUUAGAUCUUACAGGUCAUUCCCAAGGGUACAUAGUUUGGUCUUCUGAUAGGUAUUCUGUUAGAAGUCCAAUACAUGUAUUUCCCCAUAUAAGUGUGAUUUAA
Molecule: messenger RNA, 2205 nt
Organism: Solanum stenotomum
Lineage: Eukaryota; Viridiplantae; Streptophyta; Magnoliopsida; Solanales; Solanaceae
Product: subtilisin-like protease
Exons: 1
Coding region: 1-2205 (734 amino acids)
Biological process (GO): proteolysis
Molecular function (GO): serine-type endopeptidase activity
Source: RefSeq, a predicted model, not a curated record